Messenger RNA from Nicotiana attenuata, 1616 nucleotides. Its product is annotated as acyl-CoA--sterol O-acyltransferase 1-like. The record is from RefSeq and is a predicted model, not a curated record. Lineage: Eukaryota; Viridiplantae; Streptophyta; Magnoliopsida; Solanales; Solanaceae. Gene Ontology annotation, biological process: lipid metabolic process.
GAGAAUUUUAUCUUAUGUCUCCUUCUGCUUUUGUUCUCUUCCUUUGGUGUUCUUCUUCUUUUGAGGAAUAAAAGGAGGAAAAAAAAAAGAAAAUAAACAAAAGAACAGAGUUGUAAUAUGGAGGGAAAUAUAAGUAACGUGAUCAAAUAUUGGAUUGAAGGAGAAAUUGAAACUUUUAUUAAGGUAUGGCUAUCAAUUUAUGCAUCACUAUGUUAUUGUUAUUUAGUUACUAAAAUUCUUCCAAAAGGUUUAUUUAGGCUCUUAUCUUUUCUCCCUAUGAUUUGUUUUUUCUUUUAUCUCCCUCUCAAAAUUAACUCUGUUCAUCUUUGUGGUAAUACUGCUUUUUUCAUUUCUUGGCUUUGCAAUUUUAAGCUUCUUCUCCUUGCUUUUGACCAAGGUCCACUUUCUGAUUCUUCACUUUCUAUCACUAAAUUUAUCAUCCUUGCUUGCCUCCCCAUCAAGAUUCAGCAAAAAUCCCAAGAAAAAACUGAAUUUUAUGUGCAAAAUGGGGUUAAUAGAGGUAAACUUCAUCAAAAUGGCCAUUUUCGUAAAACCCCAUUAACAAAGUCAGCAGAAAAAGUUUGUGGUGCACAAACAAGAAAGGAUUUUGACAAAAAUGGCCAUUUUGAAGAAACCCCAUCAACAAAGUCAGCUGAAAAAGUUUCUGGUAUACAAACAAGAAAGUUUAACAAAAAUGGCCAUUUUCAAGAAACCCCAUCAACAAAGUCAGCUGAAAAAAUUGCUAGUGUACAAACAAGAAAGGAUUUGACAAAAAUGGCCAUUUUCAAGAAACACCAGCUCUCAACUCAACUGCUAGAACUGAAAAUAACCCUUUUCAAGAUGGUCAUUUUCCUGAAACCCCAUCUCAAAAAUCAGCUGAAAAAUGUACUGGUGUUCAAAAUAGGAUAUAGUCAUCAAAAUGGCCAUUUGCAAGAAAGGCCAUUUCUAUCUUCCGGAAAAUCCAAGUCAGUUCUGAAUUAUGGCGUAAAGGCACUUCUUUUCGCCUUAAUUAUUAGAGUGUAUGACUAUAGUGACUACAUACAUCCCUAUAUCAUUUUGGUUAUUUAUUGCUUCCACAUAUACCUUUGCUUAGAAAUCAUUCUAGCCAUUGUUUCGGGCUUGGCCCGUGGGCUUCUCGGGCUCGAGCUCGAACCACAGUUCAAUGAACCAUAUCUAUCUACCUCAUUACAAGAUUUUUGGGGCCGGCGUUGGAAUCUCAUUGUCACUCGUAUCCUUCGCCCCACGGUAUACAAUCCAACUCUAAGCCUCUCCACAAACAUUUUGGGCCGGAAGUGGGCCCCACUUCCCGCCGUGAUGGCAACGUUCGUUGUGUCGGGCCUAAUGCACGAGCUGAUAUUUUACUAUUUGGGCCGGGUUAAGCCCACUUGGGAAAUCACCUGGUUCUUUUUGCUACAUGGGGUCUGUUUAAACAUUGAGAUUUGUGUUAAAAAGGCGAUUAAUGGCGAGUUUAAGCUGCCAAAGAUUAUCGGGACGAUCUGGACCGUUGGAUUUAACAUUUUUGAGAUAAUCCCUCAACACAAAUUCACUUACAUUUCAUGUAUUGUGUUAUGUGUAAAAAAAUGCAAAAAAUGUUAUGCUUGAGAUUCAAACUACAA